GGCGCCGGGCCAUAGGGCAAUGAGUGCUUUGGGGGAAGGUUGGUAGAGAAGCGCCCCGGGCAAAGUCGGGGGUAGGGCUCCAGAAACUAGCUGCCCUGGGGCGGCCAGCCAGCGCCCGGGGGGAGCCCCGCGUCCCGCCGCGUCUGCCCCCGGAAUCGUGGCGCCGGACGCACCAGGAAGUGACUCUCCCAAGCGGCUACGAUCAGGGCCCUGGGCCUUUUCGUUAACCGCCUCCGAUUAAGUAAGAGGGUUUGUUGGUUAGGAAGGUUUGCAGGUUGGACACAUUGAGGUACAAAGAAGUCCAGCGACACACUUCGAAUCAGAGCCUGAGGCAGGGCAGUGUCACACAUUGAACACCUGCUGUGUUAGGCACAGACCUGAGCGCUUGUAUAUAUGAGCUCAUUUAAUUCUUAGCACAACCCUGAAAGGUGAAUUUUAGUGUUUCUGUGGUUGGCUGGUAUUAAGAGUCCGAAUGCAUAGCCCAAGAUGCUUCCUCUCCAGGGCGGAUCUCUUCUCCAAACCAGGGCUGCUCCCCUGGUGUGCCAGAAAACCUCCAGGUUGGUCACAGCUCUUUUGGGGCUCAGCAUGUAAGGGAAGCUUCACCCACGUGAUAGCCAAGAAGCGUCAAAGAGGACAGAAAAAUCAGAUGAAACCAAGACAUCUUGGACCACUAGAUGAUUCCUGGCAGGAAAGGCUGGCUGAUGUUGUGACACCACUCUGGAGGCUGAGCUAUGAAGAACAGCUCAAGGUGAAAUUUGAAGCUCAGAAGAAAAUUUUACAGAGGCUAGAAUCUUACCUCCAAGUGCUCAAUGGAGUCAACGUGACAACAGCUGCACGCAGAUCCAAGGAGCUCUGUUGUUUUCUCCAUCCCAUUAUACCUUCUCCUGUCAUCGAUGGCUACCGAAAUAAGUCCACCUUCUCUGUGAACCGAGGUCCAGAUGGCAAUCCAAAGACUGUGGGGCACUACCUGGGAACUUGGAGAGACAGGAACAUGGUCUGUGUGCGGUCUAACCGUCUGAAAAACAUCCCGGAGAAACACAAUCAAGUGGCACAGUACUAUGAAGUGUUCCUUCGACAGUCUCCAUUGGAGCCCUGCCUUCUGUUUCAUGAAGGCGGAUACUGGCGUGAGCUCAUAGUCCGCACCAAUAGCCAAGGGCACACAAUGGCCAUCAUCAUUUUCCAUCCCCAGGAACUAAGGCAGGAGGAGCUCUGUGUUCAGAAGGAGACUGUAAAGGAGUUUUUCACCAAAGGGCCAGGAGCAGUCUGUGACUUGACAUCACUUUACUUCCAGGAAAGCACAAUGACCCGUUGCAGCCAUCAGCAGUCUCCCUACCAGCUUCUAUUUGGGGAACCCCACAUCUUUGAAGAUCUCCUGGGCUUGAAGAUCCGCAUCUCUCCAGAUGCCUUUUUCCAGAUUAACACUGCUGGUGCAGAGAUGCUGUAUCGGACUGUGGGGGAGCUGAGUGGAGUGAAUUCUAACACCAUCCUCCUUGACAUCUGCUGUGGAACUGGUGUGAUCGGCCUCUCUCUGGCUCAGUAUACCUCCCAGGUCCUUGGGAUUGAGUUGGUGGAGCAGGCAGUAGAGGAUGCCAGGUGGACCGCAGCCUUCAGUGGUAUCACCAACUGUGAAUUCCAUACUGGUCGAGCAGAGAAGAUUUUGCCACAGCUACUAAAGUCAAAGGAAAAUGGGCAGUUAAUCGUUGCUGUGGUGAACCCAGCCCGGGCGGGACUGCAUUACCAGGUGGUUCAAGCCAUUCGAAACUGCACAGCCAUCCACACACUAGUUUUUGUUUCCUGCAAGCCCCAUGGUGAAACCACAAGGAACAUCACUGAGUUGUGCUGUCCUCCAAACUCUGCUAAGAAGCUCCUCGGCGAGCCUUUCGUCCUAAGACAAGCUGUGCCCGUGGAUCUGUUCCCUCACACCCCGCACUGCGAACUCGUGCUUCUCUUCACUCAAUAAGCAGCCUCCUACAAGCCUGCAGGUUCUUUGUUAAGGCUGAAGUGUCAAGUAACUUCCAGGUUCGGCAUAUUGCUACCUCGCAGACCCUGAGAGCAUUACCAGGGAAACCAAUCUUUGGAUCCUGAGCAGGAAGAAUACAGUGGGUCUCCUACCUGAGGCUCAUUUCUAACCUUAGUUUUCAGGUUUGCUGGCUCUCUUGCAUGUUUGCCUGGUUGUGACCACUCCUUGGCCCUGGAUCUGGACUGUUCCUUCCUUUUGCUGUCAGCCUGUUAUGGCUCCCUUGAUCCUAGUCUAUAUAGUCUGUCUCCUCUGUCUGGCUCUGCCUGAGGUGGGGUGACAGCUGAGCUUUUCUCUGUAUCUGGUCAUAAUGUCACAUUGACCUGGGUUACUAUAUCUGCCCAGAAAUUUUACUAGAUGUGUUCUGCAUUCAUGAAGGAGACAAAGAUUAGAACUAGAAACAAGUCUAGCAUUUUUAAAAAGCAGAGUAAGCUUUGAAGCGAUUACAGAGUGACUGCGUGAUCUCAGUAGAGAUUCAUUCCUUUGGGUUUUCUGGGCUUUGAGGCUUCCAGAACAGCCUUUAAAAAUGUGGUUACACUUAAGAGCAAUACCGCCAAUUAGCUCUCACCUAUGGAGGGAGAAGUGGUUGUAGUAGAGACCCUAUGGGAAGGGAGAACAUCAAAGAAGAAACUGAAUACCUGUAAUUGUGCUUUGUAGUAUGGAGGCAGAAAGCUCCAGAAUCCCCUAAUGAUCCAGUAUAUAUAUACUAUAAUAAACUGGAUAUUGAAACUGACAUUCUCUAGUCAUGAUUUCUUCAACUCUGGAGUUGUUAUGGGAUACGUGCCCAACAAUUAAAUUAUGUUUUGAAUCGUAAUAGCCUAAGGACUUGUAACUCAGCACUGUCUGAUUUACAAACUGAUAUCAGGUCAGCUAGUGUUUUUAAUUCUCAAUCCUAAAUAUCUCUAGAGAAGCCUCUU
Hippopotamus amphibius kiboko is the source of this 2934-nucleotide messenger RNA. RefSeq names its product tRNA methyltransferase 2 homolog B (gene TRMT2B). Gene Ontology annotation, biological process: RNA processing. The transcript is spliced from 14 exons. Lineage: Eukaryota; Metazoa; Chordata; Mammalia; Artiodactyla; Hippopotamidae. The coding region runs from base 473 to 1960 and encodes 495 amino acids. Gene Ontology annotation, molecular function: tRNA (uracil(54)-C5)-methyltransferase activity, S-adenosyl methionine-dependent. The record is from RefSeq and is a predicted model, not a curated record.